CUGGAGGGCGGCUAGAGUAGGCAUGCUCGUAGUUAUUUGAGCUGUCGUCUCCCCCGCUGUCUCGUCGUUGUCUUUUUGUUUCUUCAUGGUCUUUCUUAUCUACUGACCGCGUUGAACUUCAGACGAACCUGUGUGCAUACUAUCUCUAUCCCAAGUGAACAAUGGGCUCAAAGAACACCAGACAGUCGGGGUCUGCAGAGGCCGGCACAAGAGACGAGGCGCAGACACCUGCACCUCCUUCUCAGGACCGACCAGCCUCGCCUACAAAACAGCCGUCCGCCGACUCGCCCAGGGCACUUGGUUCAGGUGGCCGACGGCGCAGCUCCGGGACCUCCAGACGGAGCGGUAGGUUUUCGGUUCUCUCUCACCCGACUUCGCUGGCAGAGCGGACGCAGGGGAAGUUCACUUUUGCUGGCCCAGACGACACGCCUCAGGUCCGGCGGGCUCAUGAACCGUUCGUCCAGCCCGGCUAUGCCGACCUCAACCCGGAGUACGAUCAGGCUUCCAGCGCGAAACCAGUAUGGAGCUUGGCCAAACCGCUACCGCGCGUGGUGCGACCGGGCAUGGUACCGACGAGAGAAGAACUGCUAUCAAAGCCUGAGGUGCCAGCAGAGAACUCCCAGAAACUUGGGUUGGACGUGGACCUGAGUGAGCUUGAGAAGGGAAGGAUUCAGAAGAGUACUAACCCUCGGAAAAUUGCGGCGCAGGUUGCGGAUGCUCGCAGGCGACGUGAGGCUAACUUGGUAAAGAAGCUCCUAAGCGGUGACGCAGCGUCCACGAGACGCUCAUCGUCUUCGAUUCGCCCUUCUUCAAACCGAUCGAAGAGUGCAGCAACUUCGGGCUUGCCGGUAGACCAGCUAACGCCGGUCGAAGAAGGAGAGCCACUCACGGAAGAUCAAGUGGAAGAUGCGCGGCAGGAUCAGGAUGACGACGUGCUUGAGGACGUUCCUGACGAGAGAUCGCCACUGUUGGGCGACCAGACGGACUCUAACAUCGAUGAGAAGAAUGUUCCGGAGGAUCUCCAUCCGUUGGUGGCAGAGCUUGUCGAAGAUGAGAUCCAUAACCACCACACCACCUGGUCGGUUAUCCGAACACACCAUCGCGAAGCACUUGCUGAGUUCCUCGCAGUGUAUGUCCAACUCACUGUCGGCUUCUGCGCCGAUCUGGCCGUGACUUUUGCCAAUGCAGGCAAUCCUAACACCACCGCCUGGGCUUGGGGUUUGGCUACCAUGAUGGCUAUCUAUAUCUCUGGCGGAGUGUCCGGUGCGCAUCUCAAUCCGGCAGUUACUGUUGUGCUCUGGUUUUACCGCGGUUUUCCUACGCGUAAGCUACCAGAUUACUUUGGAGCGCAGUUCAUCGGAGCCUUCUUGGCCGCAAUCUCCGCAUACGGUAUCUACUAUGGCCCCAUCCAGCACUACCUCAGCACCAACCCGGAUGGUAUCGUAGGGAGCUUUGUCACUGGCCCACAAUCGCCAUGGAUCACGCCUGUAACAGCCUUCUUCAACGAAUUCGCCGGGGCUGGCAUUCUAAUAAUCACACUUCUGGCUCUUGGAGAUGAUCAGAAUGCACCACCUGGAGCCGGAAUGAACUCACUUAUUGUCGGCCUCAUCAUCACCUGCCUGUCUGUCACGUUCGCCUACGAGACUGGAGGAGCGCUCAAUCCGAGCCGUGACUUCGGCCCGCGACUGGCCCUGCUCUUGCUAGGCCAUGGCCGUGAGCUGUUCACGAAGAGCUGGUAUUGGCUCUAUGGACCGUGGGCGGGUGCUCUCGGUGGCGCUCUUGUGGGAGCGUUCUUGUAUGACUUUCUGAUAUUCACCGGUGGAGAGUCCCCGAUCAAUUAUCCACUCGAACGGACACAGAGAGCCCUUAAGAAGACUCAAAUGAAGUGGAAACGCAGACUUCAUCUUGCUUAAGAAAGAACGUCUGAUGAGU
This is a messenger RNA of Paecilomyces variotii, 1932 nucleotides long. Its product is annotated as putative MIP transporter. Gene Ontology annotation, molecular function: water channel activity; glycerol channel activity. Bases 162 to 1913 code for a protein of 583 amino acids. Gene Ontology annotation, cellular component: plasma membrane. Gene Ontology annotation, biological process: water transport; glycerol transmembrane transport. NCBI's taxonomy places the organism in Eukaryota, Fungi, Ascomycota, Eurotiomycetes, Eurotiales, Thermoascaceae. The record is from RefSeq and is a predicted model, not a curated record. The transcript has 3 exons.